AUGUUGGGCCGCUUGUUUCACUAUACGACCGAUGUGAUGCUCGUGUCGACCGUGCUUGCGGGCAUCAAGCAUACAUCGGGACUUGCGGUCAAUGUGGAUGCGAUUCCGGAGCAGAACGUGCGCGGCGUCCUGCGGUCUCUUCUCGGUGCGGGCGAAUACCUGUUUGAGUCCUCGCUCUCGUUCGCACAGAACAGCAAGUACUUCCAUGUAGAUACGAUCGAUCUGCUAGUCUUGCCGCAUCCUCGCUCACAUAUCCCCACCUACUUUGCCGUGCCCCAAGCGCCGUGUCCACACGAAAUGUACGAGCUGGUUGUGGUGCGCCCCGAGAAAAGCGCCGCGCGCAGUUGGUUUAUCAGCUCGUCCGCGCAGGAGCAGGGACACGUGCUUGGGGACGGUGCACUGCGCCUCUUGUCACCUGUAGAUCCCGUAUUUGUGCUGCUUGGACUGCUUGCACCGGACUCCGCACGCUGCGAGAGCCGCCAAUUCCGUGCAUGGGAUGAUCUUGUGGAUGGCGCGUGCGACUGGCACGCACAGCAUCGCGCACAAUGGCACGAUAUUCCCGUAUUUCUCGGCAUGCAGCGCGUGCUUGCACACGCCGACCGAAUCUGUGAUACCCAGGCGAUGCCGACAGGCGACGGGCACGUCUAUCGCCUCAAUGUUGCCAAAAUUCACGCGCUCCUCGAUGUAAAAGCGCAAAAGCUGCUCGCUGACGACGUGUGGGCCAAAGCGCCCGAAACACUCGGACGGUACGCACGCAAGUGCUUGGACAGCACGCCUGGGAAGACGGCGGACGAGCAGUAUGAGGCGGCGCGGCGCAAUACUGUCAAGAGUCUCUUGCACGCGCACAUUCCAGCAUGCAUCGCUGCGGGGUGGACGUAG
Messenger RNA from Malassezia vespertilionis, 879 nucleotides. RefSeq lists its product as uncharacterized. Bases 1 to 879 code for a protein of 292 amino acids. Lineage: Eukaryota; Fungi; Basidiomycota; Malasseziomycetes; Malasseziales; Malasseziaceae. Gene Ontology annotation, biological process: RNA catabolic process; ribonucleotide metabolic process. The transcript has 2 exons. The record is from RefSeq and is a predicted model, not a curated record. Gene Ontology annotation, cellular component: nucleoplasm; ribonuclease H2 complex.